AUGAAGUUUUCAACGCUCACAUUCACGGCUUUGUCGUUUGCUAGUAUUGCCAAGGGUCAUGUCUUGAGCCCAGCAUCGGGUCCACUUGAAAUUGAAUUGGUGGAAAAAAGAGAAGUUCCAGAAUUGACUGUUCUCCAACAAAGAGAUAUUUCCUCGUUUGUCGAGGGCUUAAUCUCAGAUAUCAAUGUCACUGCCAUUAUCGACUCGAUCGAUUGGGAAGAAAUUGCCGGUUGGGCAAACAAUUUGUUGACUGAGGAUGACAAUGUCAAGUAUUUGGACUAUAUCUUGAACUUUUUGGGAAGCACUAAUUUGGUUCCAGCAGCAAUCAGCUUUAUCCUUUCAAACAAUGAGACUAGAAGUAUUGCUGGUGAUGCUGUUGUUGGUUUAUUAGGUGUUGCUCAACAAUUUGACAUUACUCCAGUCUUUAAUGCUUUAAAGAACUCGGGAUUGGUCUACACAUUGAUUGCAGACUUGAUCGAAAAUCCAAACACAUUGCCAUUUGUUGAGCAAGUGCUCAAGGAUACUCUUGGCAGCAACUCAUUAAUCUCGGGUUUGUUGGAUGGUGGUAGUGGUUCAUCUGCAGAUGGUACUGUUCUUGCAACCGCAGUGACUACGGGCAUUACUCUUAGCUCUGCAGGUGUUACUGCCUCAGUUGCUGCCUCUGUUAGUGCAAGCAUCAACACUGCAAACAAUCCAUUAUACUCACUCAAUGCCAACUCGAAAUUUGGUGCUGCAACCACCACUGCCAACCCAAGUGACAUCAACACUGGAAGCAUUGCUGCAUUGAUUUCAGAGGCUGGCGCUCAAGUGAGUGGAAACUCAAACCCACUUUAUGCUUCUGCUACUACUUCUGCCGGUGGUGCCCUUACAACCACCACUAAAGCUGCAUUGACUACUUCUGCCACUGCUGCUGUAACUGCAAAAGCUGGUGGUAGUGGUGUUCAAGUUGGCACCUACAACCUUGCUACAAUUACCGGUCCUGCAUUCCAAUCAGUUCCUACUUCGCUGUUUGGACUGGGUCCAACCACCAUCAACUACUCUGCCUUGGGUCAAAUCACUGCUGCAUUUGGUGGUAGCGGUUCCAAGAAGAGAGAUGCCGUUUAUGAAGCAUUGCAAGAAAUGAAAAAGAGAGAAGAACAAGAAGAGGAUGAAGUUAACCAAGCCUUGCAAAAGAUGAAGAGAGACAAUAUUGAAGAUUUGUUAACCACCAUUUUCUCGUCCAUUGUCAGAUCCAACUUGUUGAAUGAGACUAUUCAAUAUUUGGUUACCGAUGAGCAAUUUGAAAAUACUGUUGCCCAACUUUUGGAGGGUGUCUUUAGCAACAUUGGCUCUACUUUGACCGGAGUUUUCAGCACUGAUUGGUCAGCAUUGUACCCAUUGAUUGAAUCCUUGUUGAACUCUGGUUUGUUGACCGAUACCAUUACCAGAGCAUUCAAUGACCCAGACUUGAAAGAUGCGUUAUACAGGGACUUCCAAGAGAUUUUCAAAAGGGAUUUGGAGGCUAGAGAUGAACAGGUUUCCACCUUGGUAUCCAGCUAUGUUGUGACAGUCUCAGAGUCUGCAUCCAGCAAUGGCACUGCACCAGCUGUUUCCACUAUUGACUCUGAGAAUGCAGGUUCACCUGCUGUCUUCAAUUUGGCAUUACCUGCAUUCGCUGCAAUUGGUUUGUCAGCAUUGGUAAUGUAA
Lodderomyces elongisporus is the source of this 1686-nucleotide messenger RNA. It is a transcript of the gene PGA17, whose product is annotated as Pga17p. NCBI's taxonomy places the organism in Eukaryota, Fungi, Ascomycota, Pichiomycetes, Serinales, Debaryomycetaceae. The record is from RefSeq and is a predicted model, not a curated record. Bases 1 to 1686 code for a protein of 561 amino acids. The transcript has a single exon.